UGGGGGAUGCAAGUCUUAACCGCCGUAACGUAGCGCCAGUUGUAGGCAAUCUCAAGGACUGUCUCAUUUCUCAGUUCCAGUCUCUUCUUUCUUCCUGUCGGAGAAUUUGCGUGGGCACUGAGUAGGCUUCAAACUGUGACCGCCGCCAAUCUUUGUUUUUCUUCAAUCGUUUCAACAUCCCAUUCUUUCCUUAUGAUUUUCCUUUGGCGCACAGUUCUUGUUGAGUAGCCUUGUUGGAAUUGCAUAGAAAUGCAGUUGAGAAGUUUAGUGCUGUGAAAGGGAAAAGGAAGCUGCAGAAGGAGAAAGAAAUAUUUCCCAUGGCAGGCAAGGAAGCGAUGAUCCCUCUUCUUACUCCAUACGAGAUGGGAAAGUUCAACCUCUCUCAUAGGAUAGUUUUAGCACCAUUGACAAGAUGUAGAUCAUACAACAAUGUACCCCAACCACAUGCUGUCUUGUACUACACUCAGCGUGCAACCAACGGCGGUUUCCUCAUUUCUGAAGCCACUGGGGUUGCUAGUACUGCACAAGGUUACCAAGACAUACCUGGAAUUUGGACAAAAGAGCAAGUAAAAGCAUGGAAGCCUAUUGUGGAAGCUGUACAUGAGAAGGGAGCCAUCUUCUUUUGCCAAAUUUGCCAUGCAGGCCGCGCAUCUAAUUAUGCAUUUCAGCCUGAUGGGGUGGCUCCAAUCUCAUGUACUGACAAGGGGUUGACACCCGGCCUUGAUGGACAAGAUUGGUCACCUCCUCGACGGCUAAGGACUAAUGAAAUCCUUAGCUUUAUUAAUGAUUUCAGGCUUGCUGCAUGUAAUGCCAUUGAGGCAGGAUUUGAUGGGGUUGAGAUCCAUGGUGCAUAUGGGUACUUAAUCGAGCAGUUCAUGAAAGAUCAAGUAAAUGAUAGAACCGAUCAAUAUGGUGGAAGUUUAGAAAAUCGGUGCCGCUUUGCUUUGGAAGUAGUUGAAGCUGUGGUUAAUGAAAUUGGACCAGACAAAGUUGGAAUCAGACUUUCACCUUACAGCAAAGGCAUGGAAGCUGGUGACUCCAACCCUGAAGCACUAGGCCUUUACAUGGCAAAUGCACUUAACAAAUUUGGUAUUGUUUAUCUUCACGUAAUUCAGCAAAGAGGGAAGGCAAUUAAAAUAAAUGACAAGUAUGAAACCCCUUAUAGCCUUCUUCCAAUGAGGAAAGCCUUCAAGGGAACUUUUAUUGUUGCUGGGGGGUACAACAGUGAAGAUGGGAACAUGGCUAUUGCUAGUAAUUAUGCAGAUUUAGUAGCAUUUGGACGAUUGUUCUUGGCUAAUCCAGACUUGCCAAGGCGGUUGGAGCUAAAUGCUCCUCUAAAUAGAUAUGAUGAGACCACCUUCUACCUUUCUGAUCCAGUCAUUGGCUAUACUGAUUAUCCAUUUCUAGAGCCUUAAGUCCUAUAUAACCAUUUUUUGACCUUAAAAUACUUUCAAGGAAUGAAAUUGUCAUUCCUAUAUACGUUUUGGACAUGCAUCUGCUGUUAAGAGUACAAAUAUGGUCCAUAUGGAGAUUAUAAGUGUCAGCAAGUAAUUCCAAAACUGGUCAAGGUGAAAAUGUUUUACUUUUAUGAAAUGGAUUCUGGUGUCAUGAAGUUCAUCUGCAAAGCCAUGCUUGAUGUUCCAGUGAUGCAACUCUGAUCUUUUGUCGACUUGGCAUACUUGCCGAACGUGUCUCCCUUUGUGCAUAUAGCAGCCCCAGGACUCCGAAUCUAUGAUCCCCAUCCAUCGAAGGCCAAGAAUUACAGAUGCAUAAACCUAGACAAAACAAUGUGCAGAGAGUUUGGCCAUGGCAGGGGAGCAAAACGUUGACAGGGAAAGCAAGUAUGUAUCUUUAAGGUUAAGAGUUGGCACACUGAUUCAUAUGUAAAGUCUAGUUCUUGCAUCUACUACUCCAUGCUUGUCUUAAUGUUAAAGAGCACUAAAUAUAACUACCCCUUCAGCACCCACAUGCCAGCUACACCCCAUCAUUUUCAUCAAGAACAAUUUAAGAAA
Molecule: messenger RNA, 2012 nt
Organism: Theobroma cacao (cacao)
Lineage: Eukaryota; Viridiplantae; Streptophyta; Magnoliopsida; Malvales; Malvaceae
Source: RefSeq, a predicted model, not a curated record